Molecule: messenger RNA, 1443 nt
Organism: Polypterus senegalus (gray bichir)
Lineage: Eukaryota; Metazoa; Chordata; Cladistia; Polypteriformes; Polypteridae
Gene: adprh
Product: ADP-ribosylarginine hydrolase
Exons: 8
Coding region: 231-1292 (353 amino acids)
Biological process (GO): protein de-ADP-ribosylation
Molecular function (GO): magnesium ion binding; ADP-ribosylarginine-[protein] hydrolase activity
Source: RefSeq, a predicted model, not a curated record
GCGGUUUUCUUUUUCUUUACGGACUGAGCUGACAGGAUGAAUUCAUUUAAAGUAGAACGCCCCCGAACAUAGUGGGCUCGAUUCCAUGGCGAGUUUAUUCUUAACUCAGUAAAUAAAUAACAACACGGGGGUGGGCACUGACACUUCACCGGCCGCUCCUUCGGUUGCCCUCAUCCGACUGCUUGGUGAACGGGAACGAACGAGCACGGCGACAGCGCACGGGCUCAAGCAUGAGGCCAACACCGGAUCAGUAUCGGGCUGCCAUGCUGCUCAGCGCCGCUGGGGACGCACUCGGCUACCGUAACCAGCUGUGGGAGUACAACGAGUCGGGCGCAGCGAUCCACAGCGAGCUGGCCGAGCUGGGUGGACUGAAGGCCAUUAGGGCAGCGCUGCCGGACUGGCCGGUCAGUGACGACACGGUGCUCCAUCUGGCCACCGCUGAAGCUUUGGUCGCAGGUAAAGAGGGGGAUGAGCUGCUCCAAGAACUGGCCUUCCGCUAUGUAGAAGCCAUGAAAGACAUGGAAGGCAGGAAGCCGGGGCCCACAAGCAUUCUGGGCACCUCUCAGUUAAAGCCUGGUGCACCAUUAGGAUUCCGGAUCCCUUUUAACCCUGAAGCCAGUGGCUGUGGAGCGGCCAUGAGGUCCAUGUGCAUUGGACUGAGGUUUCCCCGUCCAGAGCAGCUGUCUGACCUGAUCAGCGUGUCCAUUGAGAGCGGCCGCAUGACCCACCACCACCCGACUGGGUUCUUGGGGUCUUUGGCUUCAGCCCUCUUCACCUCCUAUGCUGUGCAGCAGCGACCUCUUCUGACGUGGGGGUCUGGCCUGAUGGAGACUUUGCCAAAAGCCCUGCAGUAUGUUGAGGGAGUGGGUGUUGAUGUGGCAGAGAACCGCCGCGAAUGGAGCUAUUUCAGUGAGAAGUGGGCUUGGUAUUUGUCUGAGCGGGGGCUCCAGGCGAGCGAGGGACCCGUGAAGUGGCCCACCCCCUAUGGAGUAGAGGAGCGGGAUGCGGUCUACAAGACUUUCAGUUUGUCGGGCUGGGCGGGGCGUAGUGGCCAUGAUGCUCCAAUGAUAGCCCUGGAUGCUCUGCUGGGGGCCGGUGCAGACUGGGACGAGCUGUGUAGUCGAGCCAUGUUCCAUGGAGGUGACAGCGACUCCACAGGAGUGAUCGCUGGGUGCUGUUGGGGAGUCCUCCAUGGUCUCUCUGGGGUCCCAGAAGGAAACUACUGUGAGCUGGAGUACCAGACUAGACUGGAGCAAGCAGCAGAGCAGCUCUUUCAGCUGGCCUGGGGUUGAAAGUUCAGAGGUCAGGGUGUGUGCUCGGCCCUGCACUGUAGUUGUUCAAUAUUGUGGUUCACGUCCGUAGACAGAAGAAGCUGGCGCUGCCACAGAGAUGCCUCCGCUGACGUCAUGGGUUAUCAAUUAAAACUGAAAUGGAUUAACAGGA